AAAAUUGAAACCAUCUUCUUCGUUGAAACUCUCUGCGUAGACGAAAAUGCCGUCGAAGGAAGAAUACGGCAUCCCUUACACACCUCUUCCUUCAUCACAACCUUCUCAAACCGUUAUCGUUCUAACUCCAUACCGCCGUAAUCGUCGUCCUUCCUUCCUCCGCAACCUCCGCUGCUCUCUCCUCUUCGCCGCCGCAAUACUCCUCCUCUCCGCCGCCGUUUACUUCCUCUACCCCUCCGAUCCAGACAUCAAUCUCUCUCGAAUCCAGCUUAACCACAUACGUGUCUUAGAUUCGCUGAAACCCGCUCUUGAUCUCUCGUUUUCCCUCACAAUCAAAGUUCGGAAUCGCGAUUUCUUCUCCUUUGAUUAUGAUUCACUUGUUGUCUCGAUUGGGUAUAGAGGGAGAGAGCUAGGGCUUGUGAAGUCGCGAGGCGGACAUCUUCGUGCUCGUGAUAGCUCUUAUGUUAAUGCGACGCUUGAGCUCGAUGGUCUUGAGGUUGUUCACGAUGUGAUUUACUUGAUCGGAGAUUUGGCCAAAGGUGUUAUACCUUUUGAUACAAUCGCUCAGGUCACAGGUGAUCUUGGUGUUCUUCUCUUUCAAAUCCCAGUUGAGGGUGAAGUGUCUUGCGAGGUCUUUGUUAAUGUUAACAGCCAGAAAAUUUCACACCAAGAUUGUCAUAAUAAGUGAAACAAAAAAAACCUGAGCUGGUCACAGAUGAGAGAGGAAGAGACCAGAUACAUAUGUGUUGAUUUGUAAGAUUUUGUAUAGAUAAAUACUACUGGAUUUUCAUUCCAAAGUCAUAUGAUUCUUAUAUAUUCUAUACUUUCAAACAGAUACUAUCACUUUAGGUCAAAGUGUGAUGAAGAUGUUAUUGACUUGUUAAGUUCUUA
Molecule: messenger RNA, 891 nt
Organism: Eutrema salsugineum
Lineage: Eukaryota; Viridiplantae; Streptophyta; Magnoliopsida; Brassicales; Brassicaceae
Exons: 3
Coding region: 47-688 (213 amino acids)
Cellular component (GO): plasma membrane
Source: RefSeq, a predicted model, not a curated record